AUGGGAAGUGCUUAAUGUUGUAAAAAAAAUGUUUAGGAUGAGGGUGUCUAAGAAUUGGUUAUCCUUGAAGAUCCGAAUUAAUAGACUGCAAAAUUAUCAGAUCUUUAGUAAGAAAAACAUAGCUACAAAAAAACUGAAGAGUGUGGAACUCCUGCUUUUCCGGAACUUCGAUCUCAAUAGAGUAAAAGAUCAGAACAAUGUUAAUCCUUAAAAGAAAUUUAAUUUGUUGGAUAAGUGGACAGAGAUGAACAAAUUCUAAAAUCAACUUGCACUUUAGGCAGAAAAAAAUAAAAAAAUGAUUCUCCAAUAGUUGCAUUUGAAGCUAAAAACUCUUUAAAAUCUUUUGAUUCUAAUCGGCUUAAAAAAUUACAAUCUGUUCCCGAGAAAUAGUUGAAUCUGAAAAAUAUAUCAUCACCUAGAGAUGAAGAUUCAUUUAUGUAGGAUAGUUAAAGAUGUGGGUAACCUGAUGAAAAAUCUGCCAAAAGUAUUUUAAAAUAGGAGAUGAAGUAUAGUAGAUUUAGAAAUUAGUAAAAUUAGGGCGAUAGCACUUUUAGAAAGGUGUAAUUUAAUUUGGAAUGA
Molecule: messenger RNA, 579 nt
Organism: Paramecium tetraurelia
Lineage: Eukaryota; Ciliophora; Oligohymenophorea; Peniculida; Parameciidae
Exons: 2
Source: RefSeq, a predicted model, not a curated record